AUGAAAAGUGGUGACUUUUCAAGACAUCACACCAGCGGCUCAAAUCUAGGCACGUACCUUAUCACCUCCAAGGCGCACAAAUCACAAAGCGUCAUGCCGGUUAUGCACAAAGCAUGGUCGCAUUGGUGCUUUACGCUUCCGAAGCCUUUCGUAUCGGCGCCGGGCUCAGCGGCACCCGUUUUGAAGGCGGACUCCGUAAAUUGCGAACACGCGGCGAUUCAGUUGACAGCCGCCGCGGCCGGUCAACGGGCGGGACAAAGCUUAUCGCCGGCCGCAUCUACGGCCUAUUAUGCGCCGUUUGACGCCGCUAACGGCCGACGGCGGAUCGUAAAGAUAACGCGCGACAAGUUGUACAAACGGUUUCAGUUCUUUAAGAUCGAUUCGACA
Messenger RNA from Iphiclides podalirius (scarce swallowtail), 387 nucleotides. NCBI's taxonomy places the organism in Eukaryota, Metazoa, Arthropoda, Insecta, Lepidoptera, Papilionidae. The record is from the annotation of a GenBank genome assembly.